Aphidius gifuensis is the source of this 789-nucleotide messenger RNA. Its product is annotated as nucleoside diphosphate kinase-like. The record is from RefSeq and is a predicted model, not a curated record. Gene Ontology annotation, molecular function: nucleoside diphosphate kinase activity. The transcript is spliced from 3 exons. Bases 137 to 625 code for a protein of 162 amino acids. Lineage: Eukaryota; Metazoa; Arthropoda; Insecta; Hymenoptera; Braconidae. Gene Ontology annotation, biological process: GTP biosynthetic process; CTP biosynthetic process; UTP biosynthetic process.
AAAUAAUAAUACCUUUCAAUUUAGUAUAUAAAGAAUGGAAUUAUCAGUAUAAAAAUAGUAAUAAAAACUGGAUCAUCAAAUUAACAUCAAAGUUAUUAAAUUGAAAAUUAGUUUGUGAAUAAAAUCAAUCUUAAUCAUGGCUGAAAAUGGAAAAAUGACUGUAUCAGAAAAUAACAAUAAAGAAAAAACAUUGAUAAUGGUCAAGCCAGAUGGUGUACAACGUGGACUUGUUGGUAAAAUAAUUCAAAGAUACGAAGAAAAAGGUUUCAAGCUUGUUGCUAUCAAGAUGGUUUGGCCAACUGAAGAACUCGUCAAGAAACACUAUGCCUAUCAUUCAGAACAACCAUUUUUCCCAGCUCUUGUUAAGUACAUUUGUUCUGGUCCAGUUGUUGCGAUGGUCUGGGAAGGAUUUAAUGCUGUUAAAACAGGACGUAUCAUGCUUGGUACACAUACUGACUUUGCACCUGGUACAAUCAGAGGUGAUUUUUGUGCUCAUCAAAUUGAAAAAAAUAUAACUCAUGGAUCACAUGAUCUUGAAGCUGCUAAGAUGGAAAUUAAAUUAUGGUUUUCUGAUAAAGAAAUUAUGAAUUGGACGUCGUGGGCUGAAAAAUGGAUUUACCAGUAAAUUUUUCAUGUUUUUUUGGUGAAAAAAAUAAAUCGAAUUUAUUAAAAAAAAAAAAAAAAAAAAAACUGCCCAAGACAACGAAAUAGAUCAUUUAAGAAUUAUUGUAGUUAUUUAAAACAUUGUGUUCAUAUUAAAAUAAGCAAAUAAAAAUUAUAUAAAGCUCA